Messenger RNA from Paraphaeosphaeria sporulosa, 2099 nucleotides. RefSeq names its product glutamine-hydrolyzing asparagine synthase. The record is from RefSeq and is a predicted model, not a curated record. Gene Ontology annotation, molecular function: asparagine synthase (glutamine-hydrolyzing) activity. Gene Ontology annotation, cellular component: cytosol. Bases 112 to 1881 code for a protein of 589 amino acids. The transcript has 7 exons. Lineage: Eukaryota; Fungi; Ascomycota; Dothideomycetes; Pleosporales; Didymosphaeriaceae.
AUUUCUUUGAGCCCAGGAACACAUUGAAUCAUACCUCUACAUAACCAACCCAUCCCUCCUACCCUCCUUUCUUCCUCCAGACCCCCCUCAACUGACUGGAAAAGAAGCAAGAUGUGUGGUAUAUUUGCGUGCUACAAGCACCCUGAUGUGCAGCAAUUCAAGCCCACGGCCCUGAAAAUGGGAAAGGCAAUAAGGCACAGAGGGCCAGAUUGGAGUGGCAACUGGAUUGCGAACGAUACAAUCCUCGUUCACGAGCGUCUCAGCAUCGUUGGUGUUGACACGGGCGCGCAGCCGCUGGUCAACGACGAGAAGACGGUCUCUCUGGCUGUCAACGGCGAAAUCUACAACCACCGCAUUCUCCGUAAGGGCCUCAAGAACCCGUACAACUUCAAGACACAUUCAGACUGCGAGGUCAUCAUCCCGUUGUACCUAGAACAUGGCGUCGAUGCCCCCAAGAAGCUCGACGGCAUGUUCUCUUGGGUCCUUCAUGACAAGGUCCAGGACCGAGUCAUUGCAGCGCGCGACCCUAUCGGAGUCACCACCUUCUACAUGGGCCGAUCAAGCUCAACGCCCGGCGCCGUCUUUUUCGCUUCCGAGUUGAAGUGCUUGCACCCCGUCUGCGACAACAUUAUUUCCUUCCCACCAGGCCAUGUGUACGACUCCAAGACCGACAAGCUCACACGGUACUACGACCCCAAAUGGCUCGUUGAGCCUGAUAACAUCCCCACAAAGCCUGUGGACUACAAGGAGCUGCGAACAGCACUGGAGACCGCAGUGCGCAAGCGGCUGAUGGCCGAAGUGCCCUACGGUGUGCUUCUCUCCGGCGGCCUAGACUCCAGUCUCGUUGCCUCAAUCGCCCAGCGCGAAACCCAGCGCCUCAACGACGCCGCGCGAAAACGCGCCGCCGAGACCAAGGAGAAGAACGGCAAGCUCAACGGCUACGCCAUCGAUGGACACGCCCCCGGCGGCCUCGUCGGCAUCGACGACACCAACGAGCUCGCCACCGUCCAGAUGCUCCCCGAGCUCAACUCCUUCUCCAUCGGCCUCCCCGGUUCUCCUGACGGUGUUGCUGCACAGGAGGUCGCAGACUUCCUCGGCACGCGACACCACACCUUUACCUUCACGCUCGAAGAGGGCCUCGACGCCCUCUCCGACGUCAUCUUCCACCUCGAAACCUUCGACGUGACCACCAUCCGCGCAUCCACCCCCAUGUUCCUGCUUGCACGCAAGAUCAAAGCGAUGGGCGUCAAGAUGGUCUUGUCCGGCGAAGGUAGUGAUGAGAUCUUUGGCGGCUACCUCUACUUCCACAAUGCGCCCGACAAGGCCGCCCUGCACGCCGAGACCAUCCGGCGCAUCCAGAACCUCCAUCUCGCAGACUGUCUGCGCGCCAACAAGAGCACGUCCGCCUGGGGCGUUGAAGCCCGCGUGCCCUUCCUCGACAAGCAGUUCCUCAACGUCGCCAUGUCGAUCGACCCCGAGGAGAAGCUCAUCAAGCGCCCGGAACGCAUCGAGAAGUACAUCCUGCGCAAGGCGUUCGACACCACGGACGAGCCGGGCACGGCGCCGUACCUCCCGGACAAGAUUCUGUGGCGCCAGAAGGAGCAGUUUAGCGAUGGUGUGGGGUACGGGUGGAUCGAUGCGCUCAAGGACGAGGCGGAGAAGAAGGUCAGCGAUGAGGAUAUGAAGAACCCGAAGGCGGAGUGGGGCGAGGAUGUGCCGGAUAGCAAGGAGGCGUACUGGUACAGGACCAUGUUCGACGAGCAUUUCCCGGCGUACUGCGCGAGCACGGUGAUGCGGUGGACGCCGACGUGGAGCAAGCAGACGGAUCCGAGUGGGCGUGCGAUUGCGGUCCACGAGCAGAAGUACGAGAACGCGGCGUAAGCGGCGAUGCCAUGACGUGUGAUCUACGACGAGGGCUGUUUACUGGAUGAGGGGUUGCCAGAGUAGACUGACUGACUGGCUGCUCUUCCUCCUUUGUGCGAAUACCAGAGUUAGCUGCGUCCCUAGACUGGGGACGGUGGACUAUAUUCUUGUAUAUAGAAUGUCAUUUACGAGUACGAUUCUUCUGAGCCCGAGCUGUCGUAUAUACAUGUCUCAUC